AAGAAGAGCUUUAUUGCAAAGCAAAAAGUACACACUCAAGAAAGGGGAGCUCGGGCAUACCUGAGAGAGAAUAAUGGGUUCUGGGGUUUCAUCUUGAUGGGUUUCUUUAACCAAGAAUUGGAAUAUUCACGAAAAUUCCUGGGUAAAGGUGGAGAUUUCUUGGAACUGUGGUGCCAUUUUUACAUCAAACACUGGUCUCAGAACUGUCAUGGCACUGGCGGGUGUGUGAUUUAGUAUGUUAAUGAGCAUAUAAUGAGGGCCUAGGUAAAACCUCCAUCAAAUCCAGCACCACGUUGGGUCCACUCAGUCUUAGCCAGCUUGGUCCACACCCUGGUUUUUCAGCGUCUUAACAGCCCACAGCCUCAAGUCAUGUAAAUCUGCUGCCUAGAAUUUGUUAUCCUGUGACCACCCUGUAGUAUUCCUGUCUGAAAUCUACUUGUAAAUAUUCAAAUGGUCUUUGACUUGGGCAUUCCAACUUUGCUUACUUCACAGUGUUUCCUGCGUAAUAUAUAAGAAAAGAUGAUCCAGACAUUUGUUAAACAUCUCAAAUAAGAUGUAGCCCAGGUAUUUGUGUCAAAUUUGGAUUAUUUUGGUUUCGUCUUUGCAGAAUAUAAAAAACUAACAUGAGGUAAGCACUAAGGUGUGGAGAUGGCUGUGCAAGAGAUGACAAAGUCCAGCACCACACUUGAGAGUGUCCAAUCACCUCUUCUGGGGCAGCAUAGUUUUCUACAAUACGGAUUUUUGAAAAAAAACAACAUAAAAAAAAACCCUACAAGAUUCAUGAAACUGGACAACUGUCUUUAUAACAUUACCAGUGAUAAAACCAGUAAGGAAGGCUGGUUUGCAGUCAUCUGAGCAGCCUCUUUACUUUCAUAAAUAUGGUUUCUCUCUGAUAUUAAACGGCUUCCAAUUGCAAGCGGAAUGCUGCAUCACAAGGAUAAGGAUGUGAAGAGAACCGGUUUCUUUUGUAAUCCGAAACAUUCUAGUCUGCGAAUUAAAAGCCAUUAUUUGAAGAAGGAUGCCCCGGCUCCAUCUGGCCACCGAAAGGUUGCUCCUUAACACAGGCUAAGGACCAGCUUCUUUAGGAGAGAACAGACGCAGGGGCGGGAGGGAAAAAGGGAGAGGCAGACGUCACUUCCCCUUGGCGGCUCUGGCAGCAGAUUGGUCGGUUGAGUGGCAGAAAGGCAGACGGGGACUGGGCAAGGCACUGUCGGUGACAUCACGGACAGGGCGACUUCUAUGUAGAUGAGGCAGCGCAGAGGCUGCUGCUUCGCCACUUGCUGCUUCGUCACGAAGGAGUUCCCGUGCCCUGGGAGCGGGUUCAGGACCGCUGAUCGGAAGCUCAGCAGGGAGCUGCUGGAGGUAGUAGAGCCUGAAGUCUUGCAGGACUCACUGGAUAGAUGUUAUUCAACUCCUUCCAGUUGUCUUGAACAGCCUGACUCCUGCCAGCCCUAUGGAAGUUCCUUUUAUGCAUUGGAGGAAAAACAUGUUGGCUUUUCUCUUGACGUGGGAGAAAUUGAAAAGAAGGGGAAGGGGAAGAAAAGAAGGGGAAGAAGAUCAAAACCCACCAUGCCCCAGGCUCAGCGGUGUGCUGAUGGAAGUGGAAGAGCCUGAAGUCUUACAGGACUCACUGGAUAGAUGUUAUUCGACUCCGUCAAUGUACUUUGAACUACCUGACUCAUUCCAGCACUACAGAAGUGUGUUUUACUCAUUUGAGGAACAGCACAUCAGCUUUGCCCUUGACGUGGACAAUCGGUUUUUUACUUUGAUGGUGACAAGUCUCCACCUGGUCUUCCAGAUGGGAGUCAUAGUCCCACAAUAAGCAGCCCUUACUAAGCCGAGAGAUGUCAUUCCUGCAGGCAGGACCUAUAGGCACGUGAAGAUUUGAAUGAAACUAUAGUUCCAUUUGGAAGCCCAGACAUAGGAUGGGUCAGUGGGCAUGGCUCUAUUCCUAUUCUCAGACCAUGCCAGUGGCAACCUGUGCUCAGUCUGAAGACAAUGGACCCAAGUUAGGUGUGACACGUUCACAUAACUGUGCAGCACAUGCCGGGAGUGAUCAGUCAGACAUUUUAAUUUGAACCACGUAUCUCUGGGUAGCUACAAAGUUCCUCAGGGAUUUCAUUUUGCAGGCAUGUCUCUGAGCUUCUAUACCUGCUCAAGAUCAGUGUCAUCUUUGUGUUUAGCUCAUCCAAAGGUGUUACCCUGGUUUCAAUGAACCUAACCUCAUUCUUUGUAUCUUCAGUGUUGAAUUGUUUUAGCUGAUCCAUCUGUAACACAGGAGGGAUCCUUGGCUGAGGAUUGUAUUUCAGAACCACCAACUGCUCUUGACAAUUGUUAACCCGCUAGGCUCCUUUGGUUAGAGAAGCCACAGUCCUUCAGCCUCCAAUUGGUGUCAGUACUUAGGAAGACCACAGCUAGAUGGACAAACAGCAUUGGGAGGCCUUAGCCCUGCUCCUCUCGAUUCCAUCCUGUAGAGAACAGGAGUCAGGAGCCGCUGGCAGGAGACAGCAUGUCACCCAGGACUCUGCCGGUGCAGAAUAUGAACAAUGCCAUGUUCUUGCAGAAAACGCUUAGCCUGAGUUUCAUAGGAGGUAAUCACCAGACAACUGCAGAAUGUAGAACACGGAGCAGGACAACUGACCUGUCUCCUUCACAUAGUCCACGUCACCACGAAUCACACAACAAAAAGGAGAAGAGAUAUUUUGGGCUCAAAAAAAGUAAAAAGAUAAUGUAGCUGCAUUUCUUUAGUUAUUUUGAACCCCAAAUAUUUCCUCAUCUUUUUGUUGUUGUCAUUGAUGGUGGUGACAUGGACUUGUUUAUAGAGGACAGGUCAGCUGUCUGGCUCAAUGAUCUACAUUCUGAAGUUGUCUGAAAAUGUCUUCAUGAUUAAAUUCAGCCUAAACGUUUUGCCGGGAACACGGCAGAGACAAUGCUGUGAGUUUCCAACCUCAGCCCAUCUGCGGGCAGAGAAGGUCUAGUUCGUCCAUCACCAUUAUGAUAUCAGGACUGGUUACUUGGUUAUGGAGGGGUCUAGGAGACCUGUCCCUUUUAGAGACACCUUACUUAUAAUGAAGUAUUUGGGAGGGCGGUUUUCAAAAGUAGAAAUGUCCUGUAUUCCGAUGAUCAUCCUGUAAACAUUUUAUCAUUUAUUAAUCAUCCCUGCCUGUGUCUAUUAUUAUAUUCAUAUCUCUACGCUGGAAACUUUCUGCCUCAAUGUUUGCUGUGCCUUUGUUUUUGCUAGUGUGUGUUGUUGAAAAAAAAACAUUCUCUGCCUGAGUUUUAAUUUUUCUCCAAAGUUAUUUUAAUCUAUACAAUUAAAAGCUUUUGCCUAUC
Molecule: messenger RNA, 3333 nt
Organism: Pan troglodytes (chimpanzee)
Lineage: Eukaryota; Metazoa; Chordata; Mammalia; Primates; Hominidae
Product: neuroblastoma breakpoint family member 15-like
Exons: 4
Coding region: 1246-1614 (122 amino acids)
Source: RefSeq, a predicted model, not a curated record